Molecule: messenger RNA, 616 nt
Organism: Lolium perenne
Lineage: Eukaryota; Viridiplantae; Streptophyta; Magnoliopsida; Poales; Poaceae
Product: mavicyanin-like
Cellular component (GO): plasma membrane
Molecular function (GO): electron transfer activity
Source: RefSeq, a predicted model, not a curated record
CGAUCUCCAUGGCUUCCAAUAAGCAGAUGCUUGCGGUGGCAGCGGCGGCGAUCGCCGUCGCCUUCCUCCCCCUCUUCGCCACGGCCAGCGUUCACCUGGUGGGUGACGAGGAAGGCUGGACCCUCGGGUUCAACUACACCGCCUGGUCCGAGAGCAAUCAGUUCAUGGUCGGCGAAGCACUAGCGUUCGACUACGACAAGGCAAACCACAACGUGGUUGAGGUUACCGGAGCGGGAUUCAAGGCGUGCAGCGCCGCCAAUCCCCUCGGCACAUGGAGCUCCGGCCGCGAUCUGGUGAAGCUGGAGAACCCGGGGAGGAGGUGGUUCAUCUGCGCCGUCGGCAACCACUGCCAGAUGGGCAUGAAGCUCAAUGUCACCAUCCUCGCGGCGGACGCGCCUUCCCCUGCCCCUGCACAAGCUUUCUGGACGGCGCCUUCGCCUUCUCCCCAUCACAAGUCCAGGCGCCCCUUCGUUUCCAAGUGGUGAUCGAUCACCUGCCGGCUCCUGAAUGAACUACGACGCUGUUCGUGCUCGAGCCGGCUCCCUGCUGGUCACAUCGACCUUGCACGCUGUUCUCCAUACCGUACCCAUGUACUAAUUGUUAGACUCAUGCUGUA